AGAGACCGGCCGAGGGGUAGGGGAGCUGCAAUUCCUUCAGGCGAAGCGGGUGAGGGCACUGAUUUACUACACUAAAUAGGAAAGGCGUUGCUGCUUCAUUCUCUGUCUCUCAUAUCUCAACUGAUGUAGAUUUAAUCAUUUUAUCUGAUGGAUGUCGCUAGUGCAUAAGAAUGAUAGCUGUCCACCUUGCCAUUAUUAGAAAGUACUGGCUAUCUGAAAUAGAAAACACAGGCUGUGACCAUUUGGAUCAAUUAGUUGAAGGAUGGGGCAGAGAACUGAUCCUUGAGGAAUUGUCAGGCACAAGAAGCCAGGAGCCAAGAUAGAGUUCAGAAACAUUUAUAAGAUGAGUGAAAGAGAUCUUCAAGGAUUUAUUACAACUCAAAGAAAUAGCAAUAUAGACAAUUUGGUUGUUCGUGUGAAAAAUGGGCUUAAAAGUUCAAAGUACAAACCUGUUGAUUAUGAAGAACUCUACGCAGUUACUGAAGCAAAGAAAUUACAGUCUGCUAACAUCCUUUUAAAGAUUAAAAAAUUACAGCAUGCUUCAAAAAUUAACAAGGAACACAUGCUGCUGAAACGUCAUCGGCAAGUAUGGUGGAAAGAGCACAAAAGAUUGCAUGAAAACAGGCAGAAGUUAGAAUCUGAAAUUCAAACAUUCUUUGAUGAAGAAAAUGAAUGUUUUUUUGACUUGUGGGAUUUGCGAUAUAAAUUAACAAAAGGCUUGGAUACAUUUCAAGCAAACACAGUGCAACCUGUCUGGCAGCUAAGGGAAGAUUUAAGGUUCAGACUAUUAGAAAUGCAAACCAACUGCGAAAGUGUGGAAUAUCAGUUUAAUCCAGAUGCUGUAUUAGAAGAGGUAGAGUUUGUGAAGAAACAACAGAAAGCAAUUUUGGGAAAGCUUCAUUUGGAGAGAAUAACUUUGGAAAAGGAGCUUGAAGAAUUUAUAGAUGAAGUCCUGGCAUCUACUUUAGAGGAAAGGACCACAUUUGUACCUGAGCUUCCACCACAGUUAUUGGAGCUGGAGUGCCCAUAUCCUGAUCUGAAGGCUUCUGUGCUUACUGAAUUUUAUAAACUUGCAGAUGACUAUUCUUUGAAGAUCCAAGAAGCUGAUCAAGACUUGAAAACUAUAGCAAGCCGUUUCCAGUGGAGCAAAGAAGAUCUUUGGACGUAUCAGGUUGUCACUGGUCAGUAUCCAAGUGACAUGCAAGGUAGAAGAACGCUCUAUUUGGAUAUGCUUCAGAAACUUCUACCUCACAAAUCUAGACAAAGCCUUAUUGCUCAUGAAAAGUCUUGGGAUCACUAUUACUUUACAAGAAACCAAUUGAGAGUGCUGAUGUUCAACUGGGUCCAAGCUAGGAAAACAUUCUUGGUGAAGGCGGUGAUGACUCUCGCAGAAGCUUGCGCCGCUUAUGAGACUGAAAUGAUGGUGGCUAAUAAUAGAAGAAAACAGCAGGAAAUAUGUGCUAAUCUGAAAGAGAAGGUGCUGUUGUGGCGUGCUCAGCAAGAGGAGGCUGCCCGGCUGGAAGCUGCAAUUGCCGCCCGAAGAAAAGAAGAAGAAGAUGAAAAGGAGAAGUUUCGGAAAGAGAAAGAAUGGCUUCAAAGAGCUGAGGAUAAAGAAAAAGUGAAAAAAUAUUGGGCUGAAAAACAGCGCAAGUGGCAAGAAAGGGAAGCAAAAGACCUCCUGCGUUUGGCAGAAUUUAAGAAAUUAAUGGCUGAGCAGAUCAUUAAAGACAAAGAGAGAGUUCAGUUUAGGCAAAAGCUGUUGGAAAAGCGUUUGAUGGAGAAAAAAGUGGCAAUCCUCAAGGAAAUCCAGGAAGAAGAAGAAAGGAAGAAGCGCCUUGAUGCUCUCAGGAAACAGGUUGCUAUUGUGGCAGAAUUUGAUCCUGCUCGGAUGGUGGCCGAUACAGUGGCCUCUAAAGCACGGAUGGGUAUUGGAAUUGAAGAAGAAUUUAUUCUACAGAAACCUCUGUUUGUGUUGCAUACAUUCAGUGAUGAGCAGAUAAUUUCUGAUACCCGAGUUCGUGUUGAGCUGGCUCUCCGAGAAGCUGGACUUCAUAGCACAGCUUAUGCUCAAGAGCUCUUACCUAAAAUCCCUCCACCUAAACUUCCAAGGAGAGACAUGGUCUCCACAAUUUUUAAAGUAUAGAGCUUUGCAACAUAGCCAAAUCCUUUAUUUUUUUUAAAAAAAAACUUUUCCUAACCAGUAAGAAUGCAUAAAUAAACUAUUAUAAUUAAAAAACUAA
Molecule: messenger RNA, 2240 nt
Organism: Pantherophis guttatus
Lineage: Eukaryota; Metazoa; Chordata; Lepidosauria; Squamata; Colubridae
Source: RefSeq, a predicted model, not a curated record